UUUUCGUCUUAAUGGAAAAACCAGUGUUUCCUAGUGGGAACUGUAGGAGCAUCAAUUCGGAUUCUGGUUGUGGAUUGUUUUCACUUUGUAUCCAUACAAAUUAAUGUCGUUUUCUUGUUUGUUGACACUCAGAUUCUCUCGCUGCUCUUUCGUUAAGUGGGUCGUGUCGAAGUUAAAUUUUUCUUCCGCUUUCGUUCUGUUUCCCCUGUUUUUGUCUUGCUUCAACUCUGCUUUUCUUAUUGGGUCUGUGUCACCAAACGUACCUGAGAGAGCAUAAAGAGUGUUAUUAUUGAUGGAUACGAAGUCUUCCAAGGAUACUAAUGGUUGUGUUAACAAGCCUAUGGCUCUUACUGUGACGUUGACUGUGGCUUCUUUAGAGGGUAGAAAGGUUGAAGAUCAUAGCAAUAGAGAAGAUGAUAAUGAUUCCAAUUCUUUGUUGCCAGCGCCAAGAGGAGGAAUGUCACGGAAAUUGGAUAAGACUUACAGGAAAAGGAAAGUGCAGUGGAACGAUAGGAUAGGAAAUAAGCUUGUUGAGGUUUUGGAAUACGUACCAAGUGAUGUUAGUGACUCAGACUCAGAGGAUGAGGGUGGGGAUUCUUGUGUCUGUUCAAUAAUGUAGAGAUAAUCUUGAUAAGCCAUGUCAAACUUUCUGCUGGACUAACCAUGGAGCAUCAUUUGGGCCUGCGCAACCUUACUUUGAGUAGAUAUGAUGAUUUGGGACUAACUCUCCAGUAACCCCGGAUAAGCAGCUUGUGUUCCAAUUUAUGUAUCCAGUUUAUCUUACUGGAUUUUUUGACAUGAUUUUUGAGUGGCCUUAUGCGAGUUCUCUAGCAGAUCAAAGUACACACUGCCUUCCAACAAAAUUAUUUGGAAAGCGCUGAUAGUAGCACAGCUUCCUUGUAGGUUAAUAAGCAUUUUCAUGCCAAGUCACGGCACUGUUUCUCUGAAAAUUAUGCACUCAAUGGCUAUGGUAAUGUUUCGAAUUAAAGGGAUACAUCAGUCUUUUUUUCCUUUCAUAUAUUCUCAAAUACUUAUGUGGAGCAAAUUUUCAUGAUUCUCAGAAUUUGUUCCCCAA
Vigna radiata var. radiata (mung bean) is the source of this 1075-nucleotide messenger RNA. RefSeq lists its product as uncharacterized. The record is from RefSeq and is a predicted model, not a curated record. Bases 293 to 619 code for a protein of 108 amino acids. Lineage: Eukaryota; Viridiplantae; Streptophyta; Magnoliopsida; Fabales; Fabaceae. The transcript has 3 exons.